Molecule: messenger RNA, 435 nt
Organism: Musa acuminata AAA Group (dessert banana)
Lineage: Eukaryota; Viridiplantae; Streptophyta; Magnoliopsida; Zingiberales; Musaceae
Product: NAD(P)H-quinone oxidoreductase subunit K, chloroplastic-like
Exons: 1
Coding region: 1-435 (144 amino acids)
Biological process (GO): aerobic respiration; electron transport coupled proton transport
Molecular function (GO): NADH dehydrogenase (ubiquinone) activity; 4 iron, 4 sulfur cluster binding; quinone binding
Source: RefSeq, a predicted model, not a curated record
AUGGCUCCUUCUUUAGUAAGAUUAUAUGAGCAAAUGCCUGAACCAAAAUAUGUCAUUGCUAUGGGAGCUUGUACUAUUACAGGAGGGAUGUUCAGUACUGAUUCUUAUAGUACUGUUCGUGGAGUCGAUAAGCUAAUUCCUGUCGAUGUCUAUUUGCCGGGCUGCCCACCUAAACCAGAGGCGGUUAUAGAUGCUAUAACGAAACUUCGUAAGAAAAUAUCUCGAGAAAUCUUUGAAGAUAGAACUGUGUCUCAACAGGAAAAUCGAUGUUUUACUACCAAUCACAAGUUUUGUGUUAGACGCAGUACUCAUACUGGAAAUUAUGAUCAAGAAUUGCUCUAUCAAUCACCAUCUACUUCAGAGAUACCUUCUGAAACAUUUUUCAAAUCCAAAAGUUCAGUAUCUCCCCAUGAAUUAGUGAAUCAGACAAGGUAA